Messenger RNA from Octopus sinensis (East Asian common octopus), 597 nucleotides. RefSeq lists its product as uncharacterized. The record is from RefSeq and is a predicted model, not a curated record. The coding region runs from base 1 to 597 and encodes 198 amino acids. NCBI's taxonomy places the organism in Eukaryota, Metazoa, Mollusca, Cephalopoda, Octopoda, Octopodidae. The transcript is spliced from 2 exons.
AUGACGGCUUGGAAUCGAAAGGUAUUCUACUUUGUUAAUAUAAUUAAGAAUGAUAAGCUAAAAAGGGGUUCUUUACCUCGUGUGACAAGUGAAGAAGGUCUUUGUUCUACAGAUUAUAUUACCGACAAAAAUUCAUUAAAAAAGCAUGUCGAUAUUCUCGGAAACAAGGACGGAUCAUACCAACAAAGUUCUUUUAAUUCAUUGGUACCAAAUCUCGUGGAACCUUCUCCUAAAGAAUUAAAGCAUAAUUCAAACAAUCGUCGCUCAAUAUGUGGAAAUAAGUCAAAUUUGGAAGAAAUUAACAUUUUUUCUCCAAAAAAGCGUCCCCGUCAAAAUUUGGUAAAGACUCCUUCAGUAGAUAUGGUUGCAAAUUCCAUGGCAAAGCGUGUUGACAAAUGCAUCGAGUUCAUUGAACAUACAACGAGUAAGCGGACAAGUGAAAUUAAUAUCGCCAUUCGAAAAGUUUUAAAAGAGAAUGAAGGACUAGUUGACAGGACAGAGAAAUUAGCACUCAAGAUGAGAGGCGAGGACGAGAGAAUGCGAGUACUAAUUGUUGCUAAUGGUUUAUCAGAUAUCGUCGUCUAUUUUAUUAAAUAA